GCGCUGUGUUCUUAUGAAAAGCUCUUGCGCAGCUUUCAUGGCGGUAUGUGGCGGAGAACACACAAUAAAAACAAUAUUAUUUGGCAUGAAUUAAUGGAGCAGGAAUAAUGGAAAAGACCGAGGAGCCUCCUUCCUCAAACAACGAAGAAGAGAGUUCGGCAAAAGAGAAAAUCUGGUGUUUGCAGCGCGUGGGAAGAGACUCUGACUGGCUGCGUCUGUUCGAGGAUUCUGAGGUUUCUGUUGGCCGUGGUCUGAAUGUGACCCAUCAGAUUCUGUCAUCCAGCUGCCCGCUCAUGAUAUCCAGAAUCCACUGUGUGUUCAAGCUAAAUGAAGGCAGACAGUGGACCGUGACGGACAAUAAGAGUCUGAAUGGCGUGUGGGUGAACGGCAAACGGAUCCCACCCUUGAGUCCCUGUAUCCUCCACCAGAGCGACUCUGUGAGACUCGGCGUCCCUCUUGAUGGAAACCCUGUAGAGUUUGACUACAUCCUCGUGCAGAAGAACUUCAAUGACGUCAAAUCAUUCCUGUCUGGGAAUCUCGGGAAAGACUCUGGCGCUGCGUCAUUAAGCCAAAAACUGAAAAACUCUAAGCGCAAGUUUGAUGGAGGAGACGAAUCAGAGCCGUGUCCCACUCAGCACUCCAAAUCCAAGCUGUACCGCAGCUCCGCCCCAGAUAAAUCCCGCGCUCAGCCCUGUCCAUCCGGGGAACGCAGGGAGACUCUAAAGCUUUGCUCUAGACCGUUGGAGGAGGAUAGAGAUAAAGCAGGCAGCAGCUCGAGCGCAUCCAGCGACAGCAGUCAGCAUCUGGCGACUCUGCAUCGAUACAAUAGGAGUCUGAUGGUGCUGAAGGGCCGCGUGGGCGACACGCAGAAGCGUGCGGCGGAGCUGGAGCAGCAGCAGACGCAGACACCAGAGCGAGAGAAGGAGAUGCAGGACCUGCAGACACAGCUGGAGGCGCUGCGGGGUCAGCUGAGGUCACAGCAGGAGCAGGCGCUCAGGCGCAUGGAGACGCUGGAGAAAUCCUUCUGUGAGGAGGAGCGGCGGCUGGAGACUGAAAAAGCACAACAGAACGAGGUGGGCUUGAAGAAACAACUGGAGGAGGCGUUGAAAGAGCACCGGAAGGUUAUUGAGGAGCUCAAACACGCUCGGCAAGGAUUCAAGGAAGUCCUUCAAGCCAAAGAUAAGGAGCUGGAAGUUACAAAGGAAGAGAAAGAAAAGGCCAAGGCUCAGAAAGAGGAAGUGGUCACACAGAUGACUGAGGUGCUGGAAAGUGAACUGCAAUGCAGCAUUUGUUCAGAGCUCUUCAUUGAGGCCGUGACUCUGAACUGUGCCCACAGCUUCUGUCAGCACUGCAUCAGUGAGUGGCGCAAUCGCAAGGAUAAGUGUCCGAUGUGCUGGCAGAACAUCACAUCUCAGACUCGCUCGCUGGUACUGGACAACUGCAUCGACCGCAUGGUGGAGAACCUGAGUGCAGAUAUGCGGGAGAGACGCCUGGUGCUGAUCAAUGAGCGGAAAGGUCUAAAAGUGAGUGCAUCUCCAGCAGUGGUGGUAAUAAAUGAUGACAGCGACAGUGAAAACAGCAGCAGCAGCAGCAGCGACGGCGACACUUUCUUUCAGAGCAACAGCUCCAUAUUCCCAGACUCAUCCGAAUCAGAUGACUCUCUGAUUCUAGAAGAUUCAUCCUGGACUGAGGAGGACGAUUAUCUCUGAGUUAAAGCACUCGUCAGGACACAGGCACAACCCGUUUCUUUUGGUUUGGUUUGGUUUAGACAUGCUAUUUUUUAUGUUUGUGGCUCACUGUAUGACUUGUUUGAGCUUUCCCCUGUUAAUAAUAAAAUUUCUAAUUAUUUUGCA
Molecule: messenger RNA, 1853 nt
Organism: Danio aesculapii
Lineage: Eukaryota; Metazoa; Chordata; Actinopteri; Cypriniformes; Danionidae
Gene: rnf8
Product: ring finger protein 8, E3 ubiquitin protein ligase
Exons: 9
Coding region: 108-1709 (533 amino acids)
Biological process (GO): protein K48-linked ubiquitination; ubiquitin-dependent protein catabolic process; double-strand break repair
Cellular component (GO): site of double-strand break; nucleus; cytosol
Molecular function (GO): metal ion binding; histone binding; ubiquitin protein ligase activity
Source: RefSeq, a predicted model, not a curated record